AUGAUUUCUGAUUCGAUCACCGACGCAUCUGCUACUGCAGCUUUAAGCGCGAGGGAUUUCGGAAAAAAGAAAAAGACGAAUAGGGCGACGAAAUUGAAACAGAGCAAGCUAGGCCUUCGCCGUGAGCAAUGGCUUUCUCAAGUUGCGAUGAUUAGCAAAUGGGAUAAAGAGUCGCUUUCGAAUAGCCCCAACAGUGUCCUAAGUGAUAUCAAUUCAGUCCCUGAUUGUAGUAGCAGCAGCAGUAGUAGUGGGAGUGGUGGUUCUUGCUCUGGUAGUAUAACAGACGAAGAGGACAAUGACGGUGGUUUGGAUGACUGGGAGGCUUUUGCUGAUGCUUUAGCAGCUGAUGAUGAAAAUCAUGAGAAAGAGUAUCCUCCUCCUGAGUCCUGUGAAGAGCAUGAGAGUGUCAAGCAGUCAGAUAAGCAGAAGAGCAACCAGGCGUGGAGGCCGGAUGAUAAGCUCCGUCCUCAGGGUCUGCCUAAUUUGGAGAAGCACUGUAGUUUUCCGGUUAUGAACUUGCAUUUUAGUUCUGUGGCUGUGCCAUCUUCAUGUCCCAUUUGCUAUGAAGAUCUGGACUUAACAGAUUCUAAUUUUUUGCCAUGCCCUUGUGGAUUCCGACUCUGCCUUUUCUGCCACAAGACGAUCUGCGAUGGAGAAGGGUGUUGCCCAGGUUGCAGAAAUCCAUAUGAAAGGAACACAAUCAAGGUUGAGACAAGUGUUCACGGCGGUGGUCUGACUAUUCGGCUUGCUCGUUCCUCCAGUAUACUUUGCAGGCCAUGA
Eruca vesicaria subsp. sativa (arugula) is the source of this 780-nucleotide messenger RNA. The record is from the annotation of a GenBank genome assembly. Lineage: Eukaryota; Viridiplantae; Streptophyta; Magnoliopsida; Brassicales; Brassicaceae.